CCCCUCGAGCGAUCACAUCGCAACUGCAGAUCACAGGCUACACACACAAGGCCAAGCAAGAGCCCCCAACAAGACAUUUGUCGAUCGAUCGAUCCGAGUCGACGAUGGCCGGGAGAAGGGUGUGCAUCAACAAGGCCGUGGUCGUGGCCAUGGCGGUCGUCGCGCUGCUAGCUCUGCUCUUCGCGGCGGGCGAGGCCGGCGAGAUCUGCAGGGUCGACCCGGGCACGGUGCGGAACCAGUGCGCGUCCUGCUGGAGAGGGACGCCGAGCCGGGGGUGCUGCGACGCGCUGAGAAACGCCGACUUCGGCUGCCUCUGCACCAACUACUGGGACAAGCUCAAGGGCACGUCCUACGCCAAAUGCGCCGAGGCCAUCCCUUCACAGUGCAACCUCCCAAACGCUAGGUGCCACUAAAUGGAGAUGGAGGCCACACGCGCGCGCACUGCGCAGCUUCGAAUUCGAAUCGACCAAAAUAGAAUAAAUUAUUGUCUGGUUCAGUCCCGUAGCCAAUAAGCCAACCAACUGAUUGUCUUUUGCCGGGUUCAUUACAUACUGUGUUUCCUCUUCCUCUCUGUUAGUUCUUUGCUUUGAGUCGUUGUCGUCGAUAUGAUUAUCGGCUGGCCUGGCCGGUGGAUGCUCUAGUGUAUAUGUAUUUGCAACUCAUGAUUUAAUUUCAGGCUUUCAUCAGCCUAUGCAUGCAUUGUGUUCA
This is a messenger RNA of Sorghum bicolor (sorghum), 708 nucleotides long. RefSeq names its product putative lipid-transfer protein DIR1. NCBI's taxonomy places the organism in Eukaryota, Viridiplantae, Streptophyta, Magnoliopsida, Poales, Poaceae. The coding region runs from base 105 to 413 and encodes 102 amino acids. The record is from RefSeq and is a predicted model, not a curated record. The transcript has a single exon.